This is a messenger RNA of Anarrhichthys ocellatus (wolf-eel), 2306 nucleotides long. It is a transcript of the gene dcph1, whose product is annotated as damage control phosphatase 1. Gene Ontology annotation, biological process: DNA damage response. Gene Ontology annotation, molecular function: phosphatase activity. Lineage: Eukaryota; Metazoa; Chordata; Actinopteri; Perciformes; Anarhichadidae. Bases 184 to 1548 code for a protein of 454 amino acids. The transcript has 5 exons. The record is from RefSeq and is a predicted model, not a curated record. Gene Ontology annotation, cellular component: nucleus.
ACAUAUUAAAAUGUAAUACACUUGUUUACAGAAACAGACUUCAAGCUUGAUACGAUCUGCUUGGCCACGUAACGUCCAUAGUCACACUUCGCGGUUCGAGCCUCAAGCAGACCCCUAAACGUUGUACCUGUCCUGGAAAUUAUAUCGAUAAAGUUUGAAUUUGAACCGACUCCCACUGCUACAAUGAUGGCGGCUGAUCGAACGGUGCACGGAGUUCCGCCUUCACUGUCUGCUAAAGUGGUCGGGUCAUUUGCCUAUUUGACUGUGAGAGACAGAUUGCCCACCAUCCUGACUAAAGUUAUCGAUACAAUACAUCGCAACAAAAACAAGUUCUUUGAAGAAUAUGGAGAGGAAGGUAUCCAGGCAGAGAAGCAGACAAUAGGUCUGCUGUCUAAGAUGAGGAAUGAGCUGCAGACAGAUAAGCCAGUUCUAGAGCUGACAGACGGCCUGCAAGACACGGAGUGCUGGAAUCAGUACCUGCAGAGACAACAGAAGAUGCACGGAGACGAGGAUUCUGUCAGCUGGUUCAAGUCUCCGUGGCUCUAUGUGGAGUGCUACAUGUACCGCAGAGUACAUGAGGCCCUCUGGCUCAAUCCUCCCAUCAGUGACUACGACGUCUUUAACGAGGGAAAGACUCAGAGCUUUUUUGAGUCUCAGCAGGCUAUGAUCGCCUUAUGUACAUACUUGGAGGGCGUCAACAAGAAUAUGGAGGAACUCUCCAAGAAUCAGCUGCAUGAGCAUUUCAACAAACUGCUGCAGGUUUCUCUAUGGGGGAACAAGUGUGAUCUGUCCAUCUCUGCUGGCCAAGACAACUCCCAGAAGACCAGUCCAAUAGACUCCCUGAACAGCCUGCAACCCUUCAUCUUGGUGAAUGACUCCAACAUGGUGUGGUCUACUCUUCUUUCCGCUCAGAGGCCCGGACAAUCUGAGAAAACCGCUGCAGUCAGAGUGGACAUUGUUCUAGACAAUUCUGGCUUUGAGUUAUUCACUGACUUGGUCUUAGCAGAUUUCCUGGUUUCCUCCCACCUUGCCAAUGAGGUCCAUUUUCAUGGCAAAUCCAUCCCAUGGUUUGUCUCUGAUGUCACAGCCAACGAUUUUCAGUGGACCAUCCGGCAGACCACGGCGGCCAAUCACAAGUGGAUGUCAAAGACUGGUGUCCAGUGGAAGAGCCACCUGAAGGAGGGUGCAUGGUCCUAUCACGAUCAUCCCUUCUGGACCACGCCCCAUGAGUUUUGUGACAUGGAAGCUGAUGCUCCGGACCUGUACGCGACCCUGCAGGGGGCCGACCUGGUGCUGUUUAAGGGUGAUCUCAACUACAGGAAGCUGACGGGGGACAGGGAGUGGGAUCACGCGGUGGGCUUCGAUACUGCGCUACGGGGUUUUGGGCCUGCACCGCUGUGUAGCCUGAGGACUCUCAAGGCCAACGUUCAGGUCGGUCUGCAGCCGGGCCAAGGGGAGAAGCUCGGCUCCCAAGAUCCUGAUUGGAUGACCAGCAGCAAAUACGCUGUCAUUCAGUUCUCCAGCUCAAAGUGUGAACAGAAAGACUGACCUCAGGACCUCACUGGGAAGACGUGGGUUCAUAAGAACAUUACAGUAAGAAGUACCAUAAAGGAGUUCCCUUUAAGGCACAACACCAAGUCUUUGUUCCUCCUUGUCAUGGUUGAUACAGAAAUAUUGAGUUAUUGUCACAAUAUAUUUGUACCAUGUCAUGCUUAAAAUGUUAGCACUUUAGAUCUUAAUGUGUCCUCAUGAUUUGAACACAAUUGUUUACGGUGACAAAUUAAUCCUCCGAGGUAACAAAUCAAAUUCGUUUUUUAUGGCAAAUAGCUUAUGUGUUGUGCACAAUGUAUUACGGGAAUAUGUUUACAGGUUAUUAGAUGCUGUUAACUAUUUUUGAGUAAGAAUUGGGCUUUAUAAAUCUGUCCUAGAGCAGCAAUACCUUUCCUUUUGCAUGCAGUUGAUUAACUCGAUAUAUAGCUUUUCUUUGUUCUAACUCUGCUCAGGUUGUGUUUGGUGUCAUUGAUAUGCACGUAUCAAAACAUGCAGACGGCCAUUUGAAUUCAGCUUCAGCGGAUCAUAACAUUGUUAAGUGUGAAAGCUAGACUGUUAUUGGGGCCAUGUAACAGUGACAGUGUGUGCUUGUUUUGUUUAAAAUGGCAACCCAGACCUUCAUAGAUGAAAGUGUUACGUCAUGUACAUUUUCAGCAUCGGUACCUCGGAGGUGAUGUUAACUGGAUUCUUCUGCUGGGUGGGGUGAUAUCAUUUUUCAUUAAAGGGUUUGAUUUAAUAAAGAACUGCAGAACUGG